This is a messenger RNA of Syngnathoides biaculeatus (alligator pipefish), 1385 nucleotides long. It is a transcript of the gene morf4l1, whose product is annotated as mortality factor 4 like 1. The transcript is spliced from 12 exons. Bases 139 to 1110 code for a protein of 323 amino acids. Lineage: Eukaryota; Metazoa; Chordata; Actinopteri; Syngnathiformes; Syngnathidae. The record is from RefSeq and is a predicted model, not a curated record. Gene Ontology annotation, cellular component: nucleus; NuA4 histone acetyltransferase complex. Gene Ontology annotation, biological process: regulation of DNA-templated transcription; chromatin organization.
UAUCACUUUGUCGCGCUUUGCUUGGUCGCGUUCGGUGACGUCACCACGUCGGUGAUGACGUCUAUAAGUGAGCGGCACCGUUUCAGAUUGGAAUGGGAGCUGGCGAUUUUUCCCCUAUUUUGAUCGUUUAAUCCGUGAAUGGCGCCGAAACAGGACCCGAAACCUAAAUUUCAAGAAGGUGAAAGAGUGCUGUGUUUUCAUGGGCCAUUGCUCUACGAAGCUAAGUGUGUUAAGAUAAACGUCAAAGAGAAACAAAUCAAGUACUUCAUUCAUUAUAGCGGGUGGAACAAAAAUUGGGACGAAUGGGUUCCUGAGAGUAGAGUGCUGAAGUAUGUGGACAGCAAUCUGCAGAAACAGAAAGAGCUUCAGAAGGCCAACCAAGACCAUUAUGUUGAAGGAAGAAUGAGGGGUGCUGCACCGAAUAAGAAGAUACCUGCUACUUCACAGAAAAACGACGUGAAAACCAAAAAGAACAAACAAAAAACUCCUGGUCCAGGAGAGGGGCCGAGUUCAGGAGGGGACCCAGCCCAUCCUCCGCGAAAGAAAAGGGCUCGUGUUGACCCCACUGUUGAAAGUGAGGAGACCUUCAUAAACAGAGUGGAAGUUAAAGUCAAAAUCCCUGAAGAGCUGAAACCUUGGCUCGUAGAUGACUGGGAUUUGAUUACUCGACAAAAACAGCUCUUCCAUCUGCCUGCUAAGAAGAACGUUGAUGUGGUGCUUGAAGAUUACGCAAAUUACAAGAAAUCGAGAGGAACCUCUGACAGCAAGGAGUUUGCCGUGAGUGAAGUUGUUGCUGGAGUGCGGGAAUAUUUCAACGUUAUGCUAGGCACGCAGCUGCUCUACAAAUUUGAAAGGCCACAGUACGCAGACAUCUUGGCCAACCACCCAGAUACAUCCAUGUCACAGAUCUACGGUGCCCCCCACCUGUUAAGGCUCUUUGUGCGAAUCGGAGCCAUGCUGGCUUACACUCCUCUGGAUGAGAAGAGCCUAGCACUGCUGCUCACCUACCUGCAAGAUUUCCUCAAGUACCUCGUCAAAAAUUCAGCGACGCUCUUCAGCGCCAGCGACUACGAGGUGGCUCCACCCGAGUACCACCGCAAGGCUGUUUGAGCUUUGCAAAGUAAGGGAGAGGAACUUGGAUCAGGAAGUGUGGCUCAUCAAGGAAGUCUCAGACCAACUUGUCAAGUUUCUUUUGUUUGGAAAGCUGCUCUUCCUGUAUUGGUAUUUUUAAAUUUUUUUGUUUCCGUUUUUUUUUUUUUUUUAAUACCACCGUUUGGUUUCUAUCACAGGUCUUUUGACAAGGAACUUCAACAUUUCACCUCUUGAUUCUUUAUUUUUGUUCACAUACAGUCAUGAUUUUCUAAUAAAAGUACUUCAUUUCUUCA